Messenger RNA from Cynocephalus volans (Philippine flying lemur), 500 nucleotides. It is a transcript of the gene NDUFA6, whose product is annotated as NADH:ubiquinone oxidoreductase subunit A6. Lineage: Eukaryota; Metazoa; Chordata; Mammalia; Dermoptera; Cynocephalidae. The coding region runs from base 44 to 430 and encodes 128 amino acids. Gene Ontology annotation, biological process: response to oxidative stress. The record is from RefSeq and is a predicted model, not a curated record. The transcript is spliced from 3 exons.
ACGGUUUGAGGGGGAGGAUUGGGAAGGUGGUUUCUUCAGCAAGAUGGCGGCGAGCGGUCUUCACCGGGUUGCGGCUGCGGCCAGCACCUCCGUGAAGCCCAUUUUCAGUCGAGACAUGAACGAGGCCAAGCGAAGGGUGCGCGAGCUCUACCGCGCCUGGUACCGUGAGGUGCCAAACACUGUGCACUUAUUCCAGCUAGACAUCACUGUGAAACAGGGACGGGAUAAAGUCCGAGAAAUGUUUAUGAAGAAUGCCCAUGUCACAGACCCCAGGGUAGUUGAUCUUCUGGUCAUUAAGGGAAAGAUGGAACUGGAGGAAACGAUUAAAGUAUGGAAACAGCAGACGCAUGUUAUGCGGUUCUUCCAUGAAACAGAAGUGCCAAGGCCAAAGGAUUUUCUGUCCAAGUUCUAUGUUGGCCAUGACCCAUGAAGUCACUAAGUGGAAAAGUGCAUGUUGGUAUUUAUUUUAGAGUACAAAUAAACUCAUUAUAUGAUGGUCA